GGGUCAAGCUGAUGUCGACUUUCCCUUGCGUUGGGGAGGAGGGCGGGAGCAUGCGCGAGAAGUGGGAGGUGGCUACAGCGCGUCACUGAAGCUCCUAUCUCUACCUUUGUCUCAGUCCAGCUUUCGAGCGCAACGGUGGCCAUCCCACAACUGCUCCUGGUGUCUGUUUCACACUGGCUGAGCGAGACACUUAGUGGGAAUGGUGAAUCUUCCCUGCCGCAUCAAGGAUCAUCAGCAGUUCUAGCACUUCCACCCACGCGCUGUCUUCUUCCUUGUAACAGCAGCAGGCGCUGCAGGCUGAUCCAAAGUACCCCUGGCUCUCCCAUCUCCUCGCUCCCGAAAAAUGGACUCCAAAAAACAGACCUCUCAAAAACAGUCUUCGGUGUCAAAAUUUUCAGUCACUUCUGAGAAUGAAUUAGAAACGCUGAAGCAGAAUGGAAAAUGGGCGUCCAUCAUCGCGCUGCUAACCUUCAUGUACGGCAACAUGACGGUGGCGCGGCAGCUGCCUCCUGAUCCUCGUCAGAAGUCCUGGCUUAUGAUGCAAUCGCCCUAUCCUAACCUGUUGGUCUCUCUACUGUACGUGUACGCUGUCACCGUCUGGGCCCCGCGUUACAUGAGCAAACGGAAGCCUGUGUCGGGACUAAGGCCCUACAUGAUGAUGUACAACGCAUUCCAGGUCGUCUUCUCAGCCUAUCUGUUUUUAGAGGGAGGGUUUGCCGGUUGGUUCACAGAAUAUAACUGGGUAUGUCAGAAGUGCGAUUUCUCCGACAACCCAAAUGCUAUCAGGAUGAUGAAUAUUGGCUACUGGUACCUCAUCUCUAAAUUCAUCGACUUCAUCGACACAGUGUUCUUCGUGCUGAACAAGAAGACAGAACACAUCUCCCUACUGCACGUAUCCCACCACGCCCUGAUGCCCGUUGGUCUAUGGUUCGGCGUCCACUUCCAGCCGGGCGGCCACAGCACUCUGAUGGGUCUCCUCAAUUCCUUCGUGCACACUGUCAUGUACCUGUACUACCUGCUGGCUGCCAUGGGGCCCCGCGUGCGGCCCUUCCUGUGGUGGAAGAAAUAUCUCACCACCCUCCAGAUGGCGCAGUUCACCAUCGUUUUCUUCCACGCCUUGUCGCUGGCGUUCGUGGAGUGUGACGUUCCCGUGGCGCCUGCUCUGGUGCGCUGGUUGUGUGGACAGGCGGUCAUCUUCUUCGUCCUCUUCGCAGAUUUCUACGCGAAGGCCUACCGCAGCAAGGAUAGGACCAAGGUCAAUGAAAAAUCUAAUGGGUUCGCUAAAGUGUCGCAAGGCAAUGGAUGUGAUGCUGGAGAGAAGGAAGAAGUUGCAGUAGCCAGUCAUAAAUCGCUUGCUGCUCCCUUCACCUGCGUGCCCUCAGGUUUUCAAGAUGUCAUUACGGAAAGGAAACAUGCUUACAAUUAGGACUUCUAUCCUGUCUCCUGCCCAGCAUCAAUCACGUCCCGGGAGAAACUUCACACUACCGGGCAGCCUCUGCCAUUCACCUAAGCAUGUUCUGGAUCAAGGGAACCAGUCCUUAGACGCAUAUACUCGCCAAUAGGGAUCAUCAAUGGGAAAUGAUUUGAGUAACUCAUUAUAACUCAAGCGACCGGAUCCUGGCAUCAGCCGCAUUAAUGCAUGGGAUACGCUGCUCUGGAAUGUCGACUUGUAAAUGUUCCUGCAGAUGUUUCGGAGAGGUAGUGUUAAGACCUUCAUAGUACAUAUUUAUAUGCCAAAUAUCCAUAAUAAAAAAUUUGUAUA
This is a messenger RNA of Scylla paramamosain (green mud crab), 1762 nucleotides long. Its product is annotated as very long chain fatty acid elongase AAEL008004-like. Gene Ontology annotation, biological process: fatty acid elongation, saturated fatty acid; sphingolipid biosynthetic process; very long-chain fatty acid biosynthetic process. The transcript has 9 exons. The coding region runs from base 344 to 1426 and encodes 360 amino acids. Gene Ontology annotation, molecular function: fatty acid elongase activity. Gene Ontology annotation, cellular component: endoplasmic reticulum membrane. Lineage: Eukaryota; Metazoa; Arthropoda; Malacostraca; Decapoda; Portunidae. The record is from RefSeq and is a predicted model, not a curated record.